AUGAGUAGAGCGUGGUCGCCAAAGGAAGUUAAUAUUCUUGUUAGUUUUGAUAACGGAGAAUGUGGGAGAAGGAUGAAAGCAUUCUAUUUGAGUCAUAAAACCGCAAAACAAUGUGCUGAUAAAUUGAAAGACAUUCGGGGAUAUGUCGAUAGACCAUUCACUCCUUUUGAGUGUGAUAUGAUUCGACAGUUGUAUCGGAAACAUGGGCCUCGAUGGAGAAGAAUGUCCGCAAUCCUCCACCGCUCUCCUCAAAUGAUAAUGGAGUGUUGGUUCGCUAUGGACGAAGAGGCUAAAAGAAUACGCAAAAAAAUGGCUGUCCAAAGGCUUCUUUCUUAA
Molecule: messenger RNA, 336 nt
Organism: Paraglomus occultum
Lineage: Eukaryota; Fungi; Glomeromycota; Glomeromycetes; Paraglomerales; Paraglomeraceae
Source: the annotation of a GenBank genome assembly